AACGUCUCACACUCACUUGCCCCCUGCAGACUUUUCACAGGUUUAUUUCUUGCAGAACUUAAUGUUGUUACCUUUGUCACUAUAAAUGGGUUACUUAAAGCAGUUAGACGUCGAAAAUUUCAAAUCAUGGCGGGGGAAACAAGUAAUUGGACCUUUUAAAAGGUUCAACUGUAUUAUUGGAACAAAUGGCUCAGGGAAGUCCAAUGUCAUGGAUGCCCUGGGGUUUGUAAUGGGCGAGCGGGCUUCGAAUCUGAGGGUGAAACACACCAGAGACCUCAUCCACGGAGCUCAUAUUGGCAAGGCAGUUUCCAAAACAGCCAGUGUUACUAUGCGAUACUGCAACGAUAACGACGAAGAACUGAACUUCUGCAGGAUUGUCGCAGGUGACUCUUCUGAAUAUUACAUCAACGGCAAACAAGUGACAUUGGCCAAGUACUCAGGAGAACUGGAGAAGAUUGGCAUAGUGGUGAAAGCCAGGAAUUGUCUGGUGUACCAGGGCGCUGUGGAGUCCAUUGCUAUGAAGAAUGCCAAGGAGCGGACGCGCAUGUUUGAACGCAUCAGUAACUCUCUGGAGCUGGCUGGCGAGUACGAGAAGAAGUGCGCCGCUCUGCAGAAGGCCAAGGAGGACACGCAGUUCCACUUCAACAGGAAGAAGGCCGCCACGGCCGAGAGGAAACAGGUCUCCAAAGACAAGGCGGAGGCGAUGAAGUUCCAGGCGUUGCUGGAUGAUGUGGGAGAGUGCAGGCUGCAGCAGAACUUGUUCCAGCUCUACCGCAACGAGCUCGGGACGCAGGUCGUCUUGGGCUGCCUGAGGGAGCGGCAGGACGCCGCCGCGGCCCAGAAGAAAGUUCUGGAGACGUGGGAGCAGACGGUGAAGAGCCAGAAGAAGGAGCACGGGCGUCUGAGCCGAGAGCUCCAGCAGAUAGAGAAGCAGAUCCGUGGGGAGGAGCAGAAACUGAGCCUGCAGAGGCCUCAGUACAUCAAGGCCAAAGUGAACACGUCUCACCACGAGAACAAGGCCCAGGAGAGUCGCUCGGGCCUGCAGAAGGGCCAGCGCCAGCGGGAGAAGAAGGAGGAGGAGCUGGAGGAGCUCCGCGGGCAGCUGGGGGAGCUGGAGAAGGUCUGGAGGAACUACGAGAGGGAGAUGGAGAAGCAGGAGGCCGCCAGGGGGACAGAUGUGCAACUAGGAGAGGCACAGCUGAAGCGCUAUAAGGAGCUGAAGGAGGUGGCCAGGAAGCAGGGCGCCACCUUGGAUCAGAAGCUGGAGAAGCUGCAGUGGGAUGUGAAGGCAGACAGAGAGAAGCUGGACUUCGACCAGAGGAAGAAGUUGGAAGUGGAGGCAAACAUUAAGAGCUGUAUGUCUCAGCUGGAAGACUUCAGGAGGAGAGCUGACAAACUGUUGGAGUAUACCGCCACCUGCAGUUCGUCUGUGGAGGAGCUGAGCUCCCAGGAGGCGCGUCUGCAGCAGGAGCUGGAGGUGGGUCGCGUGCGCUCCCUGGAGCUGAACGAGGAGCUGGGGACGGUUCUGGGGGAGCUGCAGAACGCCCGCGUGGACCACCAUGAGAACCGACGCCAGCAGAAACGAGACGAGCUGCUGGAGAGCCUGCGCAGGCUGUACCCGGAUGUGCUGUUUGGCCGUCUGGUGGACCUGUGCCAGCCCAUCCAUAAGAAGUACCAGCUGGCCGUUGCGAAGGUGUUCGGCCGCUACAUGAACGCCAUCGUCGUGACAAACGAGAAAGUGGCUCGCGAUUGCAUCAAGUUUGUCAAGCAGGAGAUGGCGGAGCCAGAGACGUUCCUGCCGAUCGACUACCUGGAUGUGGCCCCUCUGAACGAGCGUCUGCGUGAGCAGCGGGGCUGUAAGCUGCUGCUGGACGUGGUGCAGACCUCUGCAGGAGCCCCCGAGCUCAAGAGGGUGCUGCUGUUUGUGUGCGGGAACACACUCGUGUGCGAGACCAUAGAGGAGGCUCGGGCACUGGCCUUUGGGCCGGAGCGCCAGAAGACUGUGGCACUCGAUGGCACCAUGUUCUCCAAGUCUGGGGUGAUCUCGGGGGGGUCUCUGCACCUGCGCAGCAAGGCUCGCCGCUGGGAGGAGAGAGACAUGAUCAAGCUCAAGGAGAAGAAGGAUCAGCUCACUGCAGAGCUACGGACUCUGUUGAAACUGAGGCAUAAGGAGGCCGAGCUGCAGCAGAUCAAAGCACAGGCUCAGGGUAACCAGACCCGACUCAAGUACUCCCACACGGAGCUGGACGCCCUGCGCAAGAAGACGGUCCCUGCAUGCCAGGCCGAGAUCUCUCGGCUGGAGAGUGAGCUGUCUAACCUGGAGUCUCAGAUUUCUGUAGCGGAGAAGAGCGUGGAGAAGAAGGAGGGGGAGCUGAAGAGACUCAAAGACAAGGCCAACCAGAUGGAGGAUGGUGUGUUUUCUGAUUUAUGCCUCGAGAUCGGCGUGUCCAACAUCCGAGAGUAUGAACAGGAGUAUGUCAAACAACAGCAGGAGGUGGACCGCAAACGGCUGCAGUGUGAGUCCCAGCGCACGCGCCUCAACGCCCAGCUGGAGUACGAACAGGGGCAGCUGCAGCAACUCAACAAGAAGCUACAGAAACUCCAGGACGCCAUCGCCAAGGAGGAGGACACCAUCCGAACCCUGAAGAAGGACGAGGAGAAGAUGCUGGUCCUGGUGGAUGAGACCCAGGCUCGUGGGCAGGAGCUGAAGGGUGUGUCUACAGACAAGAAGUCAGAGGUCAGCAUCGCCAAAACCGACCUUGACCAGAAGGUCAAGAAGCUACAGGAAGUCUCCAGAGAGCUGACGCGUCUGCAGAAGGAGGUGCUGUCUGUUGAGGCGUCUCUGGAGGAGAGGAGGCUGGGCCGACACAACCUGCUGCUGGGCUGCAAGAUUGAGGGCAUCCCCGUGACCCUGCUCUCGGGAAACAUGGAUGACAUCAGUGACGUGCAGCUGGACUCUGAGUCCCAGAGCACCUGCACCCUGGACAUCUAUGAGCGCGAGGAGCAGAUGCAGAUAGACUACACAGCUCUGGCAGAUGAGCUCAAGGCCCUGGGUGAGGAGGGGGAGGUGGAGAAGGAGCUGCAGGGCCUGAGGGAGAAGCUGUCCUCUCUGGAGGGAGUCAUCCAGCGCUCAGAGCCGCCCAACCUCAAAGCCCUGGAGAAGAUGAGGGAGAUCAGGGACAGCUUCAAGACUGUGGUGGACGCUUUUGAGGAGAGCACCAACAUGGCUCGUCGGCGUAACCAUGAGUUUGAGCAGGUCAAAGCCAACCGCUUUCGUCUCUUCAGCCAGUGCUUCGAGCAUGUGUGUGUGGCCAUCGACCAGAUCUAUAAACAGAUGUGCAGGAACACCAGCGCUCAGGCUAUCCUCAGUGCAGAGAACCCUGACGAGCCUUACCUGGACGGCAUCAGCUACAACUGUGUGGCCCCAGGCAAGCGCUUCAUGGCCAUGGACAACCUGUCCGGGGGGGAGAAGGCCAUCGCCGCCCUCGCUCUCGUCUUUGCCAUUCACAGUUUCCGUCCCGCUCCUUUCUUCGUGCUGGACGAGGUGGAUGCCGCUCUUGACAACACCAACAUCGGAAAGGUGACAGGGUUCAUAAGGGAGCAGUGCCGGGAGAACUUCCAGGUGAUCGUCAUCUCGCUCAAGGAGGAGUUCUACUCCAGAGCAGACGUACUGCUGGGUGUGUACUCUGAGUCUGGAGACACCAUCUCCAGUCGUGUGCUCUCCAUAGACCUCACCCCCUACCCCCUGACUGAGGACACCCUCUCACAGAGAGACAAGGAGAUGUAGACAUGCAGACACACAAGGAGAUGAAGACAUGCAGACACACAAGG
This is a messenger RNA of Clupea harengus (Atlantic herring), 3831 nucleotides long. It is a transcript of the gene smc1b, whose product is annotated as structural maintenance of chromosomes 1B. Gene Ontology annotation, biological process: sister chromatid cohesion. Gene Ontology annotation, molecular function: protein binding; ATP hydrolysis activity; DNA binding. The record is from RefSeq and is a predicted model, not a curated record. Gene Ontology annotation, cellular component: nucleus; meiotic cohesin complex; chromosome. The transcript has 25 exons. Lineage: Eukaryota; Metazoa; Chordata; Actinopteri; Clupeiformes; Clupeidae. The coding region runs from base 86 to 3787 and encodes 1233 amino acids.